This is a messenger RNA of Caenorhabditis remanei, 858 nucleotides long. RefSeq lists its product as uncharacterized. The coding region runs from base 1 to 858 and encodes 285 amino acids. Gene Ontology annotation, molecular function: protein binding. Lineage: Eukaryota; Metazoa; Nematoda; Chromadorea; Rhabditida; Rhabditidae. The record is from RefSeq and is a predicted model, not a curated record. The transcript is spliced from 4 exons.
AUGCCUCUCCCACUUUUGUGCUUCCCAUACCUCGUGUUGAAAAAUAUUCUUCUGCAGAUGAGUCCACAUGACAUGGUCGCAUUAUCAUUUUGCUCAAAGAAAGCAUCAGGCUAUGUCAAAAGUGCAAUAAGACGACAAUACUCGUUGUCAAUAGAGUUUGAUAGCGAUAAUGAAUUCGAUAUAACCAUUUACCGCAACGCGUGUCCAGAAAACAGUCUUUGUCGCUGGUCGAAUAACGUUCUGUUUGAUGGAUUUGAAAUUGCAAACCAAUUGAUGGAUUUGUGCUCUAUCCAAAGUAUUGGUAGACUGAGUCUUAAUCUUGAAAAACAAGAAGAAGUUGAAUACGUUACCAAAUGGUUAUCCAACAUAUUCGUUGAGAAAUGUUCAAUCUCUUUGAAGAAUCCUGUCAAAAGUUUCAGUGUGACUCGAUUUUUGGUGAGUGUUCAAGUCUCAAAAGCAUUAUCUGUAGACUUGGACACUCUAGACGAGUUGGUUUAUGAGAGGGUGUUUGAUUUGGAUGAAAUCAUCAUACCAGGAACAUUGAGGAAUUUACUGGAUAUGAAUUGUGCCAACAUACAUCUGUAUGGGGUAAUCUCCAAUGAAGAUAUGAAUCAGUUCUUGAGAAGAUGGUAUGAUGGUUGCUUUGACAAAUUACGUAGAAUAGAGUUUUACGUCAGUCUACGAUGGCAAAAACUUUUGGCUGGUAUGUCAGUGUAUGAAGAUUGCGAGUGUAAGAUUCCCAUAAAACCACUAUACCGAAUGAAGACCAUCUACAUUGAAAACCGCAAUGGGGUCAAAGCAAGUAUUGAAAGAAUAAAACAAGUGGAGGACAUGUACAUGUGUAUGACAAUCAGAUGA